AUGAGAGUCGAGCAAGGCUUCCAACCGGUCCCCUACUCCGAGGGCAACCCAUACACAGCGGACCCCGUCCUCCCCUGCCUCCUCCGCCGUCUCUUCCCCAAACAAGCCCGCGAUGAGAUCGAGCCCGACCUCGAACGGUUCGGCAACGACAUCCUCACCACCGUGCGCGACCUCGCCGAUCUUACCGCCCCGCCCACCCUCACCCAGUACAACCACUGGGGCCAGCGCACCGACGCGCUCCGCCUCUCCGAGGGCUGGCGCCAGCUGACAGCACUGGCACAGAAGGAGGGCAUCGUAGCGAUCGCGUACGAGCGCCGCUAUGGCGCGCUGAGCAGGGUGUACGGGUCCAUGAAGGUGCUCAUGGCCACGGCGGACACGCGCUCGGUGUUUUGUCCGAUGAGUAUGACAGAUGGGUGUGCGCGCGUUAUCGAGUUGCAUGGGACGCCAGCGAUGAAAGCGGAGAUAUAUCCUCGCUUGAUAAGUCGAGACCCGUCGCAUGCCUUUACUAGCGGGCAAUGGAUGACUGAGCGCCCAGGAGGCUCCGACGUCUCCCUCACCGAAACCACCGCAACCCCCCUGCCCCCGACCAAUGCCUCACGCACAGAAGACACCCUCGGCCCCGCACACUCCCUCGACGGCUUCAAGUGGUUCUCCAGCGCAACCGACAGCGACGUCGCCCUCGCCCUCGCGCGCACCGGGCCCGUCUCGGAGGGCGCGCGCGCGCUGUCCCUCUUCCUCGUCCCCCUCCGCCUCCCGCUCCUCCAGCCCAAUCCCCUCCCCCCUCCCCGAUCCGACCCUUACUGCCAGAAACCAGCCACCCGCACCUCCACGAGCAACGGCAUCUUUAUCCACCGCCUCAAGCACAAGUUCGGCACACACGCCCUCCCCACCGCCGAGCUCUCCCUGUCCGGGACUCUCGGCUACCCCGUCGGCCCGCGCGAUCGCGGCGUCAAGACCAUCGCCGCCGUCCUGAACAUCACGCGCGUCUACUCCGCCUCGCUCGAGAUCGCGCGCGCGUACGCCGCCGUGCGCACUAUCCGCGGGGGAACGCACUUGUUGAGCGAGGACGCGGUGCACGUCGCCGAGCUCGCGCGGGUAAGUACGGGCUACCGCGCCGCGGUGCACCUGGUGUUCGGCGCGGUGAGGUUGUUGGGGAGGAGCGAGUGCGGCGCGGCGAGCGAGGGGGACGAGAGGCGGCUGCGGCUGCUGACUCCCCUUGCCAAGGCGUUCGCCGCGGAGCUCGCGGGGCGGGCGAUGCCCGAGUGCAUGGCGGCGCUGGGGGGGCAGGGGUACAUGGAGGAGACCGGGAUCGGACGGUGCAUUCGCGACGGGCUGGUGGAGCAGAUAUGGGAGGGGACUACCACCGUCCUCGCGUUGGACCUCCAGAGGGUCGCCCAAUCCGCCCAAAAUAUGAGUGCCUUCCUAGAAUGGGCUGAUAAUGUCCUGGCCUCCAUGCCCCCCUCCAUGUCAGCGACACUAGAGGUCCCCUGCACGCUUCUCCAAUCCGCGCUCAAGGAAAUACAAUCAACUUACACGCCGCCGGUGGCUCCGCUGGUCCCCCGACCCGCCCUCUUCUUGUUCGGAUAUGUGGCUUCGGCACUGUACCUUCUCGAGCACGCCGUAUGGUCGAACAUCACCGCACAGCCCGAAGCGGAGACAGACAUUGAGGUGUUCAGACGUUGGGUGAUGGAGGGUGAAUUACAGCGCAGCGUUGAUGCAGUCAGAGUAGCCAGAAGCGUGGAUCCGGGCAGCCGGUUCAAGAAGGAUCAUACCAUCGUAUACGGAGACACGUCUUCCUUAGCCAAGUUAUAA
Gloeophyllum trabeum ATCC 11539 is the source of this 1812-nucleotide messenger RNA. Its product is annotated as acyl-CoA dehydrogenase NM domain-like protein. Gene Ontology annotation, molecular function: oxidoreductase activity, acting on the CH-CH group of donors. The record is from RefSeq and is a predicted model, not a curated record. The transcript has 11 exons. NCBI's taxonomy places the organism in Eukaryota, Fungi, Basidiomycota, Agaricomycetes, Gloeophyllales, Gloeophyllaceae. The coding region runs from base 1 to 1812 and encodes 603 amino acids.